AUGCCGCUUCUCGAUUCCGCAUAUGCUGGCUACACCAUCGCCGCGCUUUGCAUUGUUCUUCUCAGAGGAUUGACUUGCUCAAUUACUCACGUACCUGGCCCGUGGCAUACCCGCUUCGUCAACUAUGCUCUCAAGUAUCAUGUUCUCGCAGGUCAGCGGAUGCACUACGUACACUCUCUUCACCUGAAGUAUGGAUCAUUUGUACGGAUCUCGCCAACCGAAGUUGCAAUUGCAGACCCCGACUCGUUUAAUGCAAUCCACAAGAUUGGAUCUGGCUUCACCAAAGGGCCAUGGUACUCAGAUGUCACGGCUGGGCGCGAGCCGGGUAUCGUUUUCAUGACCGAUCCCAAGGAGCAUGCUUUGAGGCGUAGGCUGCUUGCCAGAGCAUUUACGACCAACUCGUUGCGUGAGAACUGGGAGCCAGUUGUUCGAGAGAAGGUCGAAGUGGCCGUCAGCCAUAUUCGCGCGGAUGCUUUGAAGGGCAAUGCCGAUAUUCUAAAGUGGUGGAUGCUCAUGACGACGGACGUUAUUGCCCACUUGUCUUUCGGCGAGUCAUUCAAGGCACUCGAACUCGGCGAGAAAAGCCCCUACAUCCACGCCUUGGAAACGCUCUUCACAGCUUCAAUGUUUCGGCGCGAGGUGCCUUUUCUAUUCUACCUCGCCCAAUACCUACCCUUUCAGUACCCUAAGCAGCUUGCGAACGCAGGGCGAAUCAUCGGCGAACAUGCCAGUAUGGCCACAAGUAACCACCAAGGCAAAGGACAUUCUGCAAACCUGUUUAGUAACAUGCAAGCUGCAUGUGAGGAAAAGAUCGAGUAUAACCUGACCCCGGAAAAGUUGAAAUCAGAGGCGACGAACCUCAUUGUGGCAGGCUCUGAUACCACCUCAAUCACUCUCACUUACCUCAUCUGGGCGGUGCUCAAGAAACCUGCCCUCCAUGAAAGUCUUCAAGCGGAGCUUGACAACCUAAGAGAUGAUGAACUCAACGACACUACUCUCGAGAGACUACCGCUUCUCAAUGCCAUUAUCGAAGAGACGUUGCGCAUGUACGGGGCGGUGGCAGGCAACCUGCCUAGGUCUGUACCUCCGUGUGGUGUGACGCUUGGUGAAUUCUUCAUUCCUGGCGGCACGGUUGUAGAGACGCAAGCGUACACCCUUCACCGUGACCCCAAUGUCUUUCCAGACCCUGAGACAUUUAAUGAGACUCGGUUUCUUAAUGAGGGACUGACAAAAGUGCAGAGGCGAUCAUUGGCUCCUUGGGGAGCCGGGACUCGGGUUUGUAUCGGAGCACACUUGGCUCGCAUGGAGCUACGGCUCGCCGUUGCAGUAUUCUUCCGCAAAUGUCGAGACAUAAGACUAGCUGAAAGCAUGACCGAUGAUCUGAUGGAUAUGCGCAAUGUUUGGCUAAUUAGUCCUGUCGGUCAUCGUUGUGAUGUCACACUCAAAUAA
Colletotrichum scovillei is the source of this 1449-nucleotide messenger RNA. Its product is annotated as cytochrome P450. The transcript has 4 exons. Gene Ontology annotation, molecular function: monooxygenase activity; iron ion binding; heme binding. The record is from RefSeq and is a predicted model, not a curated record. Lineage: Eukaryota; Fungi; Ascomycota; Sordariomycetes; Glomerellales; Glomerellaceae. The coding region runs from base 1 to 1449 and encodes 482 amino acids.